GUAUUGACAAGUUGCAGUUUGAUAAAAUUGCAUGCGGACAGCAGAUGGUAAUUAUUCGGAUGAAAAUCAUCAAUUUUUUCUUAAAGUUUGAUUGUUACUUCUUCUAUCUCUGAAAACUGUGAGAAGUGAAAGCUCCGGGCUAGGCAACAUAUUUUUCCCAGCUGUACCGCUACUUUGCCUACUUCAACUUUGAGAUAAGAAUAAACAAGUUAUGACAAAAAAUUUUGUAUGUGGUACUUGGUACAUUCGCAGGUGAUAAAAAUAAAAUUAUCCGACUCGUUCUGGAUCUAGAAAUUAAAGUGUUUUUAAUUUGCCCCUUCUUGUGUUCUUGAUGACGAUGAGUAGAUGUCAGUUCACCUUUUUAUACCAAUUCUUUGGUCCAACAUUCCUGAAUUAUGAGUAUUGCUGGUAAACCAGAUAGUUUGUCCAAAGUUCAUCACUUCAAAAUCCCCAAGAGAACAGAAGGUGAUGGAAUGGAAAAAGAAGAGCUUAAUAAAUUGGAUAACACCAAAGAAGAAAGUGUCCCUCUCAGGGAUCAGCUUAUCUAUAGACCAGUUGAUCUUCGAGAAUGCUCGGUACCUCCUACACCUGUAACUGGUAAAAUUAUAAAUUUAGUACCGAAAGUUACAGUCAACAGCAGGAAAAAUUCAUCUUUCAAUGUGAAAUUCUCGAAAGAACCUAAGUUCGUUCCUUAUGAACCGUAUAAAGCAGCUACAAAUCCAAUAGUGGAGAAUAAAACAAUUAAACAUAAGGUCAUAAAAAUGGUAAAUGAGGCGAAUAGCAACGUAGAAGACUUAAUGAAGCUCAAAAAAGUACAUAUUUCUGACGUUACAUCGACGCAGUCGUCAUCUAAUACGAUUCCGGAGACUUCGAAAGAAAAAUUAGAAUGGGAAGAAGAAAAAAAAGUUUUGUUGGGGGAAAUGAGUAGAUUGAAGGCAGAUAAUUUGGAUUUGGAAAAUCAAAUAAAGUUUCAAGCUCAGGUAAAUGCUGAAGUUAAAAAACUACUUGUUGCUGCUGUUGGAGAAGAUAUUGAAACAAGAGUACAAUCGCUUACGGAAGAUAAGUUACAUUUAGCCAAACAAUUGCUCAAAACUGCCAAAACAUUGUCCACUCAUCAAGAGCAGAUAGAAUGGUUGGCUGGGCAAGGUGAAGUUUGGAGGAGUAAAUUUCUUGCAAGCAGCAUGCUGGUGGAAGAUUUAGCUCGAUGGAAAGCUGGACUGUGCCAGAAAGUUUCUGAUUAUCAAAAUGCGUUACAACUUUUAAUGAAGGACCGUGAUGUGGUUCGGCAAGAUGUUUUCAAUACCUUCGUAAAUCUAAGUACGUUGCAAGAAAAGUUCAAUUUGAAUGUAAUGCCGCAAGAAAGUAAUCAACGUCAGUUUAUUUCAUCAAAUAUUGUCGAACUGUGUGCUUCCAAUCGUCACCUUUCCGAUUUAUUAAUGGCUCAACUAUUGCAUGAAGAUGUUUCUCAAAAGAAACAAUAUGAAUUGGAUCCUGUAGAUUGCCUUACUUCGGCUGAAAAGAACGCCGAGCAAGUUCUGAUGCAACCUAUGAUUUCUCUGGAACAUAAUGAUUCAGCUUGUACCGCUGUUAUGACUGGAGCUGCGCUAGCUUUAUCAUCCUCAGCUCCUCAUUGCAAUCAUUGCAAUGGGGUAGUAAAAACUAUCUGAACUCAUUUUAAAAUAAAAAUUCACUUGGUGCUGUGAAAUUCAAUUUCGAGUGAUAAUUUUUCAGUUACGUUGAUAAGGUGAUUCAUAUUUUUGUUUUAUAAUCGUAUAUUGGAUGCAACCAACUUUUUCAAUUCGUGAGUUUAAUAUCAAUGCAUUUUUAAAAUGAUUUUUACAUAUUAUUAUCUUCAUACUAUGAGUGCAUGUAGCCUAUAUAUUUUGUAUUACUAUUUUAUCGACUGGUUCAUGUUUUUAUUUUAAUAAAAUUCGUAACUUUAA
Planococcus citri (citrus mealybug) is the source of this 1943-nucleotide messenger RNA. Its product is annotated as golgin-45. NCBI's taxonomy places the organism in Eukaryota, Metazoa, Arthropoda, Insecta, Hemiptera, Pseudococcidae. The record is from RefSeq and is a predicted model, not a curated record. The transcript has 6 exons. Gene Ontology annotation, cellular component: Golgi membrane. Gene Ontology annotation, biological process: Golgi to plasma membrane protein transport; Golgi organization. Bases 396 to 1667 code for a protein of 423 amino acids.